AAACAAAAUAAUAAUAAGGAAAAAAAUAAAAACUUCUCUCUCUCUAUCUCUCUAACGUUACCCGUUCUCUGUUCUACCGAAAAUCGCGACUCUUCCAAAAAUCGAAAUACCUGAAAAAAGCAAAAAAGAAAAAAAAACGGAUCCAAAAAAUAGGCCCCGACGAUAAAAAUAUUACGCCCCCAAAAAACAACAAACCCUAACCCUAGCUUUCCCUAUUUCCCACGAACUAUCCAAACAUCUUUCUCUAUUUCUCCGAAUAGGAAAUUACAAAUCUGAGAGCGUUAUCUUAUCUUUUAUAGAUUUGUGUGGAGAUAAGUUUUUCCGGUUGUCGCGGCGGCGGAACUGGCGGUAAUGGAAUGUUGGAAGGGUGGUUGUGGGAGUGGAUGGUGGCGUCGAUGACUGGUGGUGGUAACGGUGGCGGCGGGGGGAGAUGUCUGCGGCCGAGGAAGAUGAUGGGUAGGGUAUUUACGGAGGAAAAGCCAUGCCCAAUAUCUAUCCCUAGGGUUUCGAAAAAUAAUGAAUUUACAGAAAAGCCCUCACAGUUUGAUAAAAUUACGGAAAUGCCCCAACAACCAGAAAAAACUGAAAAUGCGAUAGACUUCUACUCCCAGGCGAGAAAAGCUUUGUGCCAACGUAGUCCUUUCGAUACCGAGGAUUCUACUUCUCAGUCACAGCCAUCUUCUUCCUCUACCGUGCACCUUACUUUACCCAAUAACUUAGCGCAGUUGUUAAAUAAGCAUUCUGAUAGUAGAAAACGACACAAGAAGUCUCAUGGAGGAACUGAAACGAAGAAGAAGAAGUCGUCUUCGCGGCAAAAGGGCGGUCGUAAUAGUGGAUUCUGGGACGAAGUUGAGGAAUACUUUCGUGAAUUAUCUGUGGAAGAUAUUGAUAGAUUGUAUAAACUUGGGUCGUUCAAGUUUUUGGGUAAUGAUACUCAGAAAUUAUUGUACAUUCCUACUACAUUUGACAAUGUGGGUAGUGGUGUAAGCAAUAGUGGAGUGUUGGUUAAAGAAGAAGAUAAUAAGGAGAGUGAUCAAUUUAUGGAUGUGGACAGUGAAGGAGGAAGGGAAACUGAAUUGGUUAAAGAAGAAAAGGAUGGAAAUGUGAAUGUGAAGCCAUGUUCGUCAUCCUCUUGUUUGCCACUGAGUGGGUUAGAAUGGCUAUUAGGUUCUAGGAAUAAGAUAUAUCUUGCCUCUGAACGACCCUCAAAGAAAAGGAAGCUUUUGGGUGGAGAUGCAGGGUUGGAGAAGCUUCUAGUUGCUCGUCCUGUAGAAGGGUCAGCUGAAUUUUGUGACUAUUGUAGUUUAGGUGACCAUGGUGAUGUGUUGAACAGAUUGAUAGUUUGUAGUGCUUGCAGUAUGGUUGUUCAUCAGAGAUGUUAUGGUGUGCAGGAUGAUGUUGAUGGCAGUUGGUUGUGUUCUUGGUGCAAGCAAAAGAAUGAUGAGAUGGUAAGUAACGGCAAGCUGCCAUGUGUUCUUUGCCCAAAAAGUGGUGGUGCCAUGAAACCUUGUAGGAAAAGAGAGGAAUCUUCUUGUCUGGAGUUUGCUCACUUGUUUUGUUGUCAGUGGAUGCCUGAGGUAUAUAUUGAGAAUACUAGGAUGAUGGAGCCGAUAAUGAAUGUUGAUGGUAUAAAGGAUACACGAAAAAAGUUAAUUUGUUAUCUCUGCAAGGGGAAACAUGGGGCGUGUGUUCGGUGCAGUAAUGGAUCUUGUAGGACUUCUUUCCAUCCUAUAUGUGCCAGGGAGGCAAGCCACAGAAUGGAGAUAUGGGGGAAACUUGGAUGUGAUGAUGUUGAAUUACGCGCGUUCUGCUUGAAGCAUUCAGAUUUACAGGUCAAUAGUGGCAGUCAACAAGUUAGAGACCCUCCAGUAGAUGUUUCUUGCCCCACAGAUAACAAUCAGUUGGCAGCAUCAGUCACAGCCAAACCACACAAGUUAAAGCUUGGCUUAAAAAAUGGAGACAAAAGGGUGCUGCAUGUGGACAAUUCUAUCUCGGGUUUAGAUAAGUUGAAUGAUGAUGCAUUACAGCAGCAAGAGCUGCUCGAGAAGGACUUGAACCUUAAACGUCAAACAGAAUGUGGCAUUUCACAGCAGCCUGUUAAUAGGGAUUUAUGUGUAAACAGAGAUAGUGAUGUGGCUGAUCAGCUAAAUUUCACCGUGAUAUUAAAAAAGUUAAUAGAGCAAAAAAAAGUUGAUGUAAAAGAUGUCGCUGCGGAGAUUGGUGUAUCUUCAGACUUGUUGGACUCAAUGCUCAAGGAUGAUAAAAUGGUUCCUGACAUACAGUUCAAGUUAGCUAAGUGGUUGAAGAAUCAUGCUUAUAUUGGAAGUUUACAGAAAACUCUAAAAGUUAAAAUUAAAUCCACAAUAGCUCCAAAAGUUGAGGCUGGUGUGAUGGAUGGUUUGGAUUCCAUUAGAGUAACAGAACCCGAGAUUACGGACUUCGUCCGCGUCAAGUCUGUACCACCUCGGAGAAGAACCAAAAACAAUGUCAGGGUUGUGAAAGAUGGUGAAUCACUUUUUUCAGCUAAGGAGACACUCAACACUGAUGGAGUACCAUCGGAUGAAGCUAAAACUAGUGUGGUUGGAAGGGAAGAUUCAAGUUGUCCUAGAGAGUUUCCGUCUGCUGGUUUGCAGCAGGUUAUGCCCGAGAUUGUUCCCUCAAAAGCCACUCUUGCGGGCAAUUCCAACAAUGAUGAAGAGCCAUCUAAGGUUUCACUCCACAGCCUUGAGAAUGGUCAAGUGGAGCAGGGUGCUUUAUCUGAUCAGAAUCUUGUGACAGUUGCUGAUACGAGCAGCACUAUUUCUUCAGUUUCUUUUAACCACUUACCGGAUGUCCUUAAACAUGAAGCUUUCCGUAGCUCCUACAUUCACCCUCUUAUUCAGAAUAGAUUAAGGCAAAUGGAGAACAGAUCCCCUUUGGAUGAUUUGAGACACGGAGAAGUUUCUCAAAUUGAAGCAUCUUCCAGUUCAGGAAUCUGCUGCAGUCAACAUUUUCAACAGUCAACUUCUGGCGACAUUCUCAAAUUGAAUGGUGCAUGCCUUGAAGAGUUGGUGAAGGCAAGUAAUAUGGGCCUGCUUGAGCUUUCACCAGCAGAUGAGCUGGAAGGAGAGCUCGUUUAUUACCAGCACAGACUGAUUUGUAAUGCUGCUGCAAGGAAACGUUUUAGUGAUGAUUUAAUUGUUAAGGUUGUGAAUAGUCUCCAACAGGAGACUGAUGCUGCUAGACAACGAGAAUGGGAUGCUGUUCUAGUUAGCCAGUAUCUUUAUGAGCUUAGGGAAGCCAAAAAGCAAGGAAGGAAAGAGAAACGACAUAAGGAGGCCCAGACUGUACUGGCUGCUGCAACUGCUGCAGCUGCCGCAUCGUCUAGGAUUUCAUCAUUGAGGAAAGAUAAUGUAGAAGAAUCUAUGCACCAGGAGGUUAUGAAUGCUACCAGUGAAAGGCUUAGGCUUUCUUCCCAACAGCAUCCUCGUGUCAAGGAGACGCUUUCAAGGCCAACCAGUGUGCGGAUAUUACCAGAGACUAACUCUGAUCUUGUCCAGCCAGGUUCAGAUUUUUUGAAAGACCAUGCCAGAACUUGUGAUGUCUGCAGACGGGCCGAGACCAUUUUAAAUCCCAUCCUAGUUUGUACCAGCUGCAAGGUUGCUGUUCACUUGGAUUGCUAUCGAAGUGUAAGAAACUCAACAGGUCCUUGGUAUUGUGAACUAUGCGCGGAUUUAUUGUCAUCUGGGGCCUCUGGAGCUCAAGCUUCUAAUCUUUGGGAGAAGGAGAAACCUUGUUUUAUUGCAGAAUGUGGGUUAUGUGGUGGUACUGCUGGCGCUUUUAGAAAGUCAAAUGAUGGUCAAUGGGUUCAUGCCUUCUGUGCUGAAUGGGCCUUUGAAUCAACUUUCAGAAGAGGGCAAGUACAACAAAUAGAGGGAAUGGCAACUGUCCCCAAGGGUAACGAUGUCUGCCUCGUAUGCCAGCGGAGAAAAGGUGUAUGCACUAAGUGUAGUUAUGGUCACUGUCAGAGCACAUUCCAUCCCUCUUGUGCUAGAAGUGCUGGCUUCUUUUUGAUCGUGAGAACUAACGGUGGCAAGCUGCAGCAUAAAGCAUAUUGUGAUAAACAUAGUUUGGAACAGAGACUUAAGUCUGAGACUCAGAGACAUGGGGUGGAAGAACUGAAGAGCCUGAAGCAAGUCAGGGUUGAAUUGGAGCGAUUACGACUAUUAUGCGAAAGAAUUGUUAAGAGAGAGAAGCUGAAGCGGGAAGUAAUCCUUUGCUCACAUGAUAUUCUGGCUUCAAGUAGAGACAAUGCUGUUUUAUCUGCUCUGACUCGACACCCUUACUUCCAACCUGAUGUUAGUUCAGAUUCAGCUACUACGACAUCCAUUAAAGGCUAUACUGAUGGCUAUAAAUCAGGCAGUGAAACAAUACAAAGAUCAGAUGACAUAACAGUAGACAGUGCUGUAGCAGGAAAACGGCGCAUUAAGUUUCCUGUGCCUAUGGACAAUGAUCAGAAGACUGAUGAUAGUUCUAUAUCACCCAACCCUGUCACACAAAAACCUGCACAACGAGCUUCAUUUUCUGGGAAGCAAAUCCCUUAUAGAGCUUCUUGCAAUUCUACAGAUGACGGGGACAAGCGAUUGAGCUACAGAAAGCAUAUGGAAACUUUUGAGAAAGAGCUGGUAAUGACUUCAGAUCAAGCCUCAAUGAAGAACCAGCGAUUACCUAAAGGGUACGUCUAUGUCCCAAUCCGGUGCCUUCCGAAGGAGGAGGAAGCUGCUCCAGAUGAGUGUUCUGGAGAACCACUGGAUCCUGAUGGAUAGAUUUAGCUCAGUCAUUGUAGUAUUUUGGUUCGAACGAGCACGCCAUAUCUGGCAUUUUGCUGCUGGUACACCAUUUUUAUCUGAACCAUCGGGGAGGAUGGCUUAUUUAAAGCUAAGAUGAUGACAAGCAGCGCCCUUCCAGGAGCCAUCGAGAUUAGGUUGAGGACGGUAUCUGAUUGUUGUAUAUUCAUUCAGAGCUUACUGUACAGUGGAAUUUGGAGUGGUUUGAAUGGCUCUGUUCCGAUGGCUGUUUGUGGGUGAGCUGGGUGGUGACAGUAGCUCUGCUUCUUGUAAUUGUAUACAGUAGUUAGAGGAUAUUCCCUACUACGCAAGCCUUGUAAAGUUAUUGUAAAUAUUCUUACAGUGUUAAUUCAAAGCAAUUAGCGCAGAGCAAUGAGUUUAAUUUUAUCAUCAUAGUUCCAGAUUCUUUUAGCGUUUUCUCGUACUGAUUUCACGUUUCAGGUAGCAGUUUCACCAGCUGUUAUGUAAACCCUCGACUUUGUUGUUUGUCCUCUUUCAGUAGAUUUUGGCAUUGCACUGCA
Messenger RNA from Nicotiana attenuata, 5347 nucleotides. RefSeq lists its product as uncharacterized. Gene Ontology annotation, biological process: regulation of transcription by RNA polymerase II. The coding region runs from base 357 to 4805 and encodes 1482 amino acids. The record is from RefSeq and is a predicted model, not a curated record. The transcript has 19 exons. NCBI's taxonomy places the organism in Eukaryota, Viridiplantae, Streptophyta, Magnoliopsida, Solanales, Solanaceae.